UUGACAUUCAACAUAAACAUAACCUCUAUAGACUAUUUUGUAAAAAUAAAAUGUAUUUAUAGAAAAGAUAGACAACAUAAAAAGCAGAAGUACCUUAUGUAAUCAGAUUUAAAUGGAAUACACGACAAAUGAAGUGAAAGAAUAAUCAUGGGAGUACGAGGUUUGACUACUUAUAUUAAUCAUAAGGAGCAUGCUUUUCUUCAAGAUUUUUUGCUCCACGACUGCUGUUUGAUCAUCGAUGGGCACAGUUUAUGUGCUCAGUUAUACAGACUACUCAACUGCUUUUCUGCCUUCGGCGGAGAUUACGACAAAUUCUUUAAUUAUGUCCGGAAUUUCUUUAAAAAUCUGAGAAAAUGCAACAUUACCCCGUACGUUUUAUUUGACGGGAGCUACGAGCACAGGAAACUCAGAACUGCCUAUAGUAGAUUAAGGUCUAAAAUCUAUGGUGCGUCGAAGCUUGACCCGGUUACUCAGGGAAGCUUACAGAUUUUCCCGCUUAUGAUAAGGGAUGUUUUUAUAGAGGCACUAGUAGAUAUGAAUGUGCCAUACACUGUUUGUGAGUUUGAGGCUGAUGAUGAGAUUGCAGCAAUGGCGCGUCACCUCAAUUGCCCAGUUCUAAGCUACGACUCAGACUUCUUCAUCUACAAUGUUCUAUACAUCCCUUUCAAUACUUUAGACUUCAAAGCUAAACCCAUAGAGAUAGAAGGUAAUAAAACCUUUGUACUAACAUGUAAAAUCUACAAAGUAGAAUACAUGGUCAAGAAUUUUGGAGGUCUAAAAGAAGAAUUGCUACCCUUAUUAGCAACAUUACUUGGCAAUGACUUUGUGCAGAAGAAAGUUUUCAAAAAGUUCUUCUCGCAGCUCAAAUUGCCAAAGACAAAGAAGAAGAGCAAUGAUCAACAGAAAUGUAUUCAUGGGUUAUUCCAAUGGCUUCAGAAUGAAACUUUAGAGACGGCCAUAGCUAAAAUAUUGGGCAGGCUGAAAAAAAGUCAGAAGCAAAGAGUUCUUUAUGUAAUAAAGAAAAGUAUAGAUGGGUACCACAGUAAGCAGUGUAGAUCUUUGCAGUUCUUUGAUAUAUCUCAGGAUAACACCAUUGAAGAAGACUGGCAACUGUCUAAGGACUUUGAAGAAAAUAUUUUAGCUGAAGAAAAUGACACAGAAAAUGGUGAAGAUGACAAAUCUUCGGAGAAUGAAGAAGCUUCUUCAGAUGAUGAAGUUGAAGAGCCUGGAGAAGAUGGAGAAGAAGGAGACGAAGUAGAAGAAGAAAUAACUGAUAUUGAAGAAGAUCAACUAGUUUUAGGUGUUCCCGAAUGGUUUGCAGAUGGUAUACGCCACAACUGUAUCCCAAAAGCAUACAUCAAUCUUUAUACUCACCAUCUUUAUUUCUGUUCACCACAAGCAGAAGAUUAUUAUGAAGAAGACUCAUUUCUAUGUUGCUUACCAAUAUUGAGAUAUGCCUUUGAUUUGCUCACAGACUUUUCCGAGGAAAAAUGCAUAUACGUCAGCCGGGAGAGAAAUACUAGUUACAAAAGGCUGUUUUUAGAAAAAGACAUUGCCACAGCAAGACCUUUUGAGAUACCAUUUUCUGAAUUAACAGAGGAUCAACUGAAAUCAUGUUUCUAUCAUUUUAUAAAAGAACAUAUGAAAGAUUUAGAUUUGAGCUUAGUAGAAUGUCUUCCAUGUAAUUUUAAACUAUUUUUUAUCUCUAUUCUCUGGUGGGUUGCAAAAUGCAAUGUCCCAUUGGGCAAUAUUCACAGUCUUAUAAUAGGAUUUGUAAUUUUAGAUGCCAUUGACGAAAAAACUGGCACAUUUAGAGGGAACUUCCAAUUCAAUAACAAAUACUCCAAAAAGGUUGAAGAAUUAAAAAAGAAUGCAACUGCAUACUCCUUUGAUGAGAGCGAUCUAUUCAUGAAUAAAAACAAAGUGCAAUAUGAAGACAGUUUGAUAGCUGCCCAUGUUUUAUUAAAACAUUUUGAGUUAGAUGACAAGAUUAAGAAAAAACCUAAAAGUUAUGAUACCAAGAAAAUGCACUCAUUUGCUCAAUUUCAAUGCUGUUUGAUGCAAAUUAACAGCCUUAACACUUUAUGUAGGAAUCCUUUUGAAAGUACAAAGUACUCAAAAACAUUUAAUGGAACAUUUGUAUAUAAUUUAGCAGUCAAAUUAGAGACUCAGGUUGACCCAAAGAACUUUCUAGACCAGUAUCUGAGAGGUGCAAAUUCAGUACUUUUGUACUAUAAAAGUUUAUGUAGUAUUUAUGAGAAAUGUUCUGAGCAAAUGGGUUUAAGAACUGCUCAAUGGCAAGGAAAAAAGAAAAGGCGAAGAAAGAAAAAUACGGAAGAUGAUGAAAUCAAUUUUAUUGUGAAAGGAUUUGAAUCAGAGGUUUUUAUUUAAAAAAUAAAACAUAUUUUUUAUAACAA
Molecule: messenger RNA, 2417 nt
Organism: Helicoverpa armigera (cotton bollworm)
Lineage: Eukaryota; Metazoa; Arthropoda; Insecta; Lepidoptera; Noctuidae
Gene: ast
Product: protein asteroid
Exons: 1
Coding region: 148-2391 (747 amino acids)
Source: RefSeq, a predicted model, not a curated record